Molecule: messenger RNA, 1653 nt
Organism: Spodoptera frugiperda (fall armyworm)
Lineage: Eukaryota; Metazoa; Arthropoda; Insecta; Lepidoptera; Noctuidae
Exons: 13
Coding region: 149-1546 (465 amino acids)
Biological process (GO): glutathione metabolic process
Molecular function (GO): glutathione transferase activity
Source: RefSeq, a predicted model, not a curated record
GAUAAGUACUACAUUAAUAUUUGGAUACAUACAUCGUAUAUUAAAUAGCAGACUUGCCUCGCCUUGACCAGUGAUCAAUUGAGACGUACUAAGGCGUGUCGUGUCCGCGUAUAACGUAAGCUUUAUUUACGUUUCAAAAACAAUAAACAUGGUUGUCAAACUUUACGUAAUGGACUUCAGCCCACCAGUGCGUGCGUGCUUGAUGGCUUGUGAGAUCUUCAACGUUCCAUAUGAGAGAGUAGAACUUGACUUGGAUAAACGUGAACAUCAUACUCCAGAAUAUUUAGAGAAAAAUCCUAUGCACACAAUACCAGUAAUGGAAGACGGUGACUUAACCUUACGUGACAGUCACGCAAUAAUGGCGUACUUAUCGGACACCUAUGCGAAAGACGACUCCUGGUAUCCCAAAGACGUCAAGAAACGAGCGCUAGUUAAUGAAAAACUAUUCUUCAACGCAUUUGUUGUUUUUAGUCGAUUACGAGUUGUUACUUAUUAUAUGCUACAGAAAGGAUACAAGAAAUUAGAACAAGAAUGGUUGGAGCGUAUCGUGGAAGCGUACAGUUUCAUAGAAGCAUUUUUAUCCAAAACUAUGUACAUCGCCGGAGAUGAUAUCUCAAUCGCAGAUUUAGCACUUUUGAGUAAUGUGUCUUCUUUAGAACAUAUGCAGCCAAUAGACACUGAAAGAUUUCCUAAUACCAUAGCGUGGUUAGACAAAAUGAAAGCAGCGCCAUAUUGUAAGAAACAUAAUGAAAAGGGUGUUAAAGACUUGGAUGGAUACAUUAAGAGUUGUAUAGAACAACAGGGUGUAUCAUCGAGUGAGACGUACAAACGCGGAUCGUGUUUUGUGUUUUUCAUAAAAGAUAAUAUUUAUAUAGAAACAAAUACAAAUAUGGGUGUGAAACUAUAUGCUGCAGACUUCAGCCCACCGGUGCGUUCCAGCAUGAUGGCCCUUGAUAUCUUCAAUGUACCAUUUGAGAAGAUAACUCUCAACUUACUGAAACUGGAACACCGUACUCCAGAAUAUUUGGAAAAAAAUCCGAUUCACUCGAUUCCAGUAUUGGAAGAUGGAGAUUUAAUAUUACAUGAUAGCCACGCAAUAAUGGCCUACCUAGCUGACACCUACGGAAAGGAUGAGUCUUGGUAUCCAAAGGACGUGAAAAAACGAGCUUUAGUUAACCAAAAACUAUUUUUCACCACAGGUGUAAUUUUCCCUAGACUACGAAUCAUUACAUACUAUCUUCUAGAAAAGGGAAGAAAAGCUAUAGAACAAGAAUGGCUGGACAACAUUGAAGAAGCCAUUGGUUUUGUGGAACAGUUCUUGUCCCGGACAAAGUUCAUCGCCUUGGGCCAUGUCACCAUUGCCGAUAUUGCAGUUUUAAGUCAUCUAUCCUCUGUGGAACCUAUUCUACCCAUAGAUCCGAAAAAGUACCCAAAGACGGUUGCCUGGUUAGAAAUUAUGAAAGCGACGCCAUAUUGCAAGAAAUAUAACGAAGAAGGUGUUAAAUCUCUGACUGCUAUUAUUUAUCACGCUAUUGGUAAAAAAUAAACAACUUUAAAAAAGUAUUAUUCUCUUAUAUUCCAAUAUUGUAAUGUAUGAUUAACGAUAAAUAAAUAAAUCAUUUGGUUUAAUAUUUACCUAUGCACCUAAUAAAA